AGUGCUGAUCAUCGUAGUGAGACUUACUGCAGGAGCCGAGACCAAUGGAGCUGGCUGAAUCGUCCUGCAUCCUCCCCAUACCUUCCAACCUCCAUCUCUCUCCCUGACUCUGUCUCUCCUUUCAUAAAACAAAACGAAACCAUAGACAUGGAUUGUUAACUACCGCAUGUGUGUCAUGGAUCAAGAAUGAGAAACAUGGAUUCGAUUUACAUUAUUCUCGUCCUCCUUGCUCCCCAACCCUAUUUUUUAGCCUCUGCAGACAGGAAAUUCGGUUGUCUGUUUGAGAAGGAGUUGUGCACACCAUACGAGAUCUGUGUCAACGAUGGAAUGUUCGGGAGGUGUCAAUCCACACCCGUUCCGGUAGCAGAGGUUUAUACAUAUGAUGUGUCUCCAUCUGUGGUUCAGCGCUUCAGGACUCUACUGCAGAAACUCACCCACAGAGGGUUGACCUGGGAGGAUGAGACUGCCCAGCAGAUCCUGUCCAAGGAGCUGUCUAAGCUGAGGAAGAUCCCCUACAGACGCCUACAGGACUCCAGCCCCCCUGUCUACAGCAGCAGCAAAUCCAGGCCUUCAACCCAGACUAUGGACUUAGGACACCGGAGGAUCAAGCCAGUGGAGGUGGAGCUCAGUAGAAACCUCCAGAACUACCUGCAGCGUCUGGGCCUCCUUCCGCAGGCCACCUCCCCCGCCAGACCCAAGAGCCCCAGUAAGAGUGACCGUUACCCAUCUGGGGUCUCCUCCGACUACUACUGGCCCAAGUCCCAGGGAGAGGCAAACUUCUCCCCACUGACGUCCUUUCAGACUCCCUACCAGGACAGAUCUUCUGCGGGGGAUGGAGACCUCCUUGUGGCUGCUCUCAGACACUACCUGUCUGGGCAGGUACCAUCUCAGACCGGGGUGUCCACCAAGGGCCCGGUCCUGCCCUCCCUUCACCUACGCCCCUCCUACAGCAACAGUAUAGACAGUACUGGGCCUAAAGAGACCUCUCAAUCUCAAACACCUAACCUGGACAGACUUCUACUCCUCCAGACAGCUGGAGCCAGCCAACUCUCUGCUCCCAAGGACCCCCUCAGUACAGUGGAUGAGGUGUUCAUCCAGAAGGUUCUGAAGAACGUGGGCAGACACGACGUGGACGUGGACGACCUGAGUCCUAAAGACCUGGACCAACUCUCUACGCUGAUCACUGACGCCCUGCAGGUAGUGGAUCAAGAACAUACCCAAGCCCAGUCCAGAGCAGGACCCAGAGACCUGGGGGAGGAAGGGAACGAGGGGCCUGGAGGAGAAGGGCCUGGGGAACAGGAGGAGAAGGAGGAGAGUGUCCCUCCAUCCACCACAGAGAAAACGGCGGAGAGCACUCCAGUAGAGGAGGCUGUGGUCCAAGAGCGACAAAUGGAGGGAGACAGAGAACCAGCAGACUACAAUGACAAGCCCCAAGACGCCGGCAGCUUAUUUGGCAAGCUGCUGGUGUACCUGGAUAAGAUUGAGUCCCCAGCCCAGAGAGAGUCCCCAGCCCGGGCUGGUGUGGGUGCAGGGCUGGGUGAGGGGAGAGGUGUUGGUCUGGAGAACGUACACAGCAGGACCACUCAGGCUGAGGUGGCGGUGCAGAAGAAGUCAACCCACUCGACGGACAUGGAGGAGGUGGCUGCCGUGGAGGGCUGGAUCCAGGCAAUGGAUCCUCCGGCUGCCAAGGUGGUCUACCAGGAGCCCCAUAAGGAGAAAGGGGACGUCCAGGAGCUGCAGCUCGAUGUCAAAGCUGCUGUGGACACGAAGAAGACGGAUGAUGACUACGGUUAUGUCAUCACAGACACUGACGCAUUGCAGACUGAUGAGGGCCUCCACUUGAUGGAGAUUCUGACACGACGCGCCAAGCUGCAGAUGACUGAUUUCCUGGAGCUCUCAGUGGUAGGCCCAGCUGUGACCUUCAGAGUGCGACCUAAUGCCCAGAACAUCAGCACUGCAGAUGUGGCCAAUGUAGCAGUUCACCAGAAGGAUGCAGUGGAGAAGGAGGCCAAGGUGAUCAUUCUGGAGGCUGGAGUCACAGAUAGAAGCCAGAUAAACCAGAUCCCUACCAAGUACAGCACGGCCGAGUCCACCAAGUACAUGAUCCUGACAGUGGUGUCGAUCCUGUGUAUCGUGGCUGUGCUGCUGGCCUCCGCUGUGGUCUACUGCCUCCGACACCGCUCUCACCACAAGCUCAAGGAGAAGCUCACCAACCUGGGAACAGACACAGGCAGCGAUGCUACCUCCACCUAUCAGGAGCUGUGUCGUCAGCGGAUGUCGGUCAAGCCGCCGGCGGAGCGCCCAGAGCCGAUGCACAGUGUGUCGUCACGGCUCAACAGUGUGUCGUCCCAAUUCAGCGACGGGGGGCCCAUGGUCAGCCCCUCGGCACGAAGCUCCACAUCCUCCUGGUCUGAGGAACCCGUCCACUCCAACAUGGACAUCUCCACUGGACACAUGAUCCUGUCUUACAUGGAGGACCACCUGAAGAACAAGAAUCGCCUGGAGAAGGAGUGGGAGGCUCUGUGUGCGUAUCAGGCUGAGCCCAACGCCUCCACUACAGGCCUGGGGGCAGGGAACACAAAGAAAAACCGCUCCAAUGCAGUGGUGGCCUAUGAUCACUCAAGAAUUACCUUGAAGGUUGAAAACAGCCACAGCAAUUCAGAUUACAUCAAUGCCAGUCCAAUUAUGGAUCAUGACCCACGGAACCCAGCCUACAUCGCUACUCAAGGCCCUCUUCCCUCCACGGUGGCUGAUUUCUGGCAGAUGGUUUGGGAGAAUGGCUGUGUGGUCAUUGUCAUGCUGACGCCCCUCACUGAGAGUGGAGUCAAACAGUGCUACCACUACUGGCCUGACGAGGGGUCCAACCUCUACCACAUCUACGAGGUGAACCUGGUAUCGGAGCACAUCUGGUGUGAUGACUUCUUGGUUCGUAGUUUCUACCUAAAGAACAUGCAGACCAACGAGACUCGCACCGUCACACAGUUCCACUUCCUUACCUGGCUCAACCAGAAUGUCCCUGAGUCCAGUCGGACACUCCUGGACUUCCGCAGAAAGGUUAACAAGUGCUACCGAGGAAGGUCUUGUCCUAUAAUAGUCCACUGCAGCAACGGCGCCGGGAGGAGUGGAACAUACAUUCUGAUUGACAUGGUUCUCAAUAAGAUGGCUAAAGGUGCUAAAGAGAUUGAUAUUGCUGCCACCCUAGAGCACUUGAGGGAUCAGCGGCCGGCUAUGGUCCAGACAAAGGAGCAGUUUGAGUUUGCAUUGACAGCUGUUGCGGAGGAGGUGAACGCCAUACUCAAAGCUCUUCCACAGUGAGAGGUUUACCCACUACCAAGCCUCAGCAGACCUCCCCAGGGACCUCCCUCCUGUUCUCCUUCUCUCGCCCACGCCUUCUGUCCCCCACUCCUUCUCUCCGCCUCUCUGUCUUUGUGGAUGUUGUGCGAGAGAGCAUGACCUGAUCUUAGUCGUGUAUAAAUAAAUCAAAAUCUAUUGUGAACCUAUGGAGCUUGUUUCCAAACAGGCAAUUUAGUGCAUCAAGACUUUUACUGAUUGAAAAACAUGUUUAUCUGUUAAAUUACUAGAAUAUAUCAAUGACAGAAAUAUUGUUUUUGUGUGUGUGUAAAUGAUUAUGUUGGUCACAACAUCUGUAUCAUAUGGCAUAUUUCAGUUGAAUAUUUGUUUUUCCUUUGAUCCUAGUAUGCGGUGUACUAAAUCAUACCAUGUAAUGCAUAUUAAAAGGAAAACUGCUUAAUUAGGUCAAGUGAACACUGAUAACAAUGAUGCUGAUGUUAAUUCUAGUUACCAUAAUGAUAAUUACACCAAGCAAUAUGUGUUUCUUCAGCUUGUCCAGACCUGGACAAAUAAUUGUAUGUUGUGGACAACGAUUGUGAGUAAACUUAACUAAUGUCAGUAAACUAAACUAGCUAAUGCCUGCCUCAAGUAAAGCAGUUCUAUGAAUUGGUGUGCUGUAUGUACAAUGAAAACGAUAUUGUCAUUUUGUAAAUAAAGCAGUUCAUCUAAUCUAGGGUCUGGAUUCAAUCCGUAUCGCCAAAGUAUCACAGAAGAUCUGGGUUAAAAUGUGAAUGUCAUUUCUAAUUUAGUCGACAUAUCCAGCGUUUACCGUGAAUGCAGUUUUACCGUGAAUGCAGUUUUACCGUGAAUGCAGUUUUUACCGUGAAUGCAGUUUUACCGUGAAUGCAGCCUCCACAACCGUGGGAACAUUGCCUUUAAUUUUCAAUCAUGCUAUAAAGUGGAUCAUCAGUGCUACGGAUUGAAUAAAGCCCUAGAUGUACAUGUAGCAUCAAUGGCUUAAGUGUGAAUAUAAGCUGCCACUGGAUGUCCCUGUGUCUUAUUAACAACUGAGUCCAUAUCUGCGUUCCAAAUGGCAACCCUUUCCUUAUAUACAAUAGAUAACUUCUUUUGACCAGAGCUCUGGUCAAAACAAGUGCACUAUGUAGGGAAUAGGUUGCCAUUUUGGAUGCUGACCAGGCAGGUUUGUCUGCACUACAGGAGUACUGUCAGCUAAAUAAUAAUAAUUAAUAAUAAUAUAUGCCAUUUAGCAGACGCUUUUAUCCUGUACAGUCACGCGGGCCUACAGCUCUACCCCAACACUGUCUGCUUUGACUAGACUCAUGCCAUUAGAUCACAAAUCUUGGGUCAAGCUUUCAUGUUUGUCCAUUGGAUUCUGUUUUUUGUACACCCAAUAUUUUCUGAAUUGCAGAUGAUAUGACCUGUUUUUUAGCAUACACUCGCACAUGACUAUUUGAAACUAUUAUUCCCCAAAUAUAUCUCCUUCAGCCUCAAAAUAUAUCAUGUCACCAUGAAGAAAGCCAAGGAUAUGAUUUACUAUUUACUUUGACAAGCCAAGGAUAUAUAAUCAUGCCAUUUGAGACAUUACUUUCUGAAGAAUAGUAGUGCAAGUACAGAGGGGAAGAUAGUGGAUUGUUAUAUUACAUAUUGGCAGAAACUUAUUUUACCUAUCACAGCUGUGCUUCCAAAAUGGCACCUGAUUCCCUUUCUAUUACACUUCUUUUCCUUUGGCCCUGGUCAAAAGUAGUGCACUAUAAAGGGAAUAUGGUGCCAUUUGGAAGACAUUCAGAGUUAAAGCGGGCCAUGUUAUGUGCCCCAUACUGUAACCACUGCAAAAAGCUUUCAACUAAUUCAUUGCAAGAGAUGGCUGGUUUGACCACUGAUCUAUAUAUAUAUGAUUAUUAAAAAAACAACAGAAAAUAUUUUGUUCUAUCAGUGAAGAUAAACUAUUGUGAAUAAAGUCCCAUUAUUGAUGGCGUGUUGUAUUGCAACCUUGUA
Molecule: messenger RNA, 5307 nt
Organism: Oncorhynchus masou masou (cherry salmon)
Lineage: Eukaryota; Metazoa; Chordata; Actinopteri; Salmoniformes; Salmonidae
Product: receptor-type tyrosine-protein phosphatase N2-like
Exons: 25
Coding region: 187-3315 (1042 amino acids)
Biological process (GO): regulation of secretion; protein dephosphorylation; insulin secretion involved in cellular response to glucose stimulus
Cellular component (GO): secretory granule; synapse
Molecular function (GO): protein tyrosine phosphatase activity
Source: RefSeq, a predicted model, not a curated record